Molecule: messenger RNA, 3717 nt
Organism: Engraulis encrasicolus (European anchovy)
Lineage: Eukaryota; Metazoa; Chordata; Actinopteri; Clupeiformes; Engraulidae
Gene: abhd2b
Product: abhydrolase domain containing 2, acylglycerol lipase b
Exons: 11
Coding region: 260-1552 (430 amino acids)
Biological process (GO): medium-chain fatty acid biosynthetic process; sperm capacitation; acylglycerol catabolic process
Cellular component (GO): sperm flagellum; sperm plasma membrane
Molecular function (GO): monoacylglycerol lipase activity; acetylesterase activity
Source: RefSeq, a predicted model, not a curated record
GGAGCUGGGUCGUCUGUGUUUGUUUUGGUCUGGUCAGCCACUGAAUGGGUGUGAUGUCGUUCAUGAUUCUGAAACUGGGAAACGUAAUUGUUGACAUGAUGUGCUGAGUGGCGUAUUAACCGCAAUAAUUUGAGAAGAAUUUUUACAACAACAUGCUGCGCUGUAACAGGUGACCUGCGGUAGUGACCGCUUGGACAAACAGCAGUGACCAAGUUUUUCAGUGCGAAGCAACGAGAGCUGUCAGAAAUAACCCGGCACCAUGAGUUCAGUCGUUGAAGGGGAUGUGUACACCCUUGCCCCCGAGAUGCCAGCCAUGUUUGAUGGCGUGAAGCUGGCAGCUGUCGCCACAGUCUUGUAUGUCAUCGUGCGUUACCUGAAUCUGAAAAGUCCCACUGCGCCACCCGACAUCAGCUUCCAAGACACCCCUCUCAAUCACUACAUCCUGAAGUCCUGCCCCAUCCUCUCCAAAGAAUACAUCCCACCACUGCUAUGGGGAAAAAGUGGGCAUGUGCAAACGGCCCUGUACGGCAAGAUGGGGCGUGUGGGAUCCCCUAAUCUGUGUGGCCUCAGGAAGUACCUUCCCAUGCAAGAUGGAGCCACAGCCACCUUCGAUGUCUUUGAGCCGUUAGCUGACCACAUCACUGGAGAUGACAUCACCAUGGUGAUCUGCCCAGGGAUUGGCAACCACAGCGAAAAGCACUACAUCCGCACCUUCGUUGGCUACUCUCAAAGCCAAGGCUAUAGGUGUGCCGUGCUCAACCACCUGGGAGCGCUACCAAACAUCGAGCUCACCUCGCCACGCAUGUUUACAUACGGAUGCACGUGGGAGUAUGCGGCCAUGGUGGGCUACAUGAAGAAGGCCUUCCCCCAGACCCAGUUCAUCGCGGUGGGCUUCAGCCUGGGGGGCAACAUCGUCUGCAAGUUCCUGGGGGAGAGCCGCACCAAUCAGGAGAGGGUGCUGUGCGCCGUUAGCGUCUGCCAGGGCUACAGCGCGCUCAGGGCCCAGGAGACCUUCCUCCAGUGGGACCAGUGCAGGAGGCUCUACAACUUCCUCAUGGCCGACAACAUGAAGAAGAUCAUCUUAUCACAUAGGGGAAGCCUCUUUGGGAUGAACUCGAGCAAGAUGAAAGACACAGACUUGAGUUAUCUCUACACAGCUACCUCUCUGAUGCAGAUAGAUGACAGCAUUAUGAGAAAGUUCCAUGGCCAUGAUUCCCUGAACGACUACUAUGAGAAGGAGAGCUGCGUCCACUACAUCCAAAAUGUCAGUGUCCCUCUGCUUCUGGUCAACUCAUCAGAUGACCCUCUUGUGCAUCCGUCCUUACUGACGAUACCUCGGGCACUUGCAGAGAAGAAGUCCAACGUGAUGUUUGCCCUGACGCUUCACGGGGGGCACCUGGGUUUCUUUGAGGGUGCGGUGCUAUUCCCCCACCCCCUCACCUGGAUGGACAAGGUCAUCCUCAGCUACUCCAACGCUAUGUGCCAGUGGGAGAGGAAUCGACCCCCCUGCCUGACAGUAGCCUGCGCCAUGAAGACCAAAGGCAAGGCCUAGCUGAACUCUAAUCAUGAGUCCUGAUGGUGCUUUUCUCUCAUACACACAAAUGCGCACACAUUUUCACCCUUUGGUACUGUCCUCCCUACACAGACCGCUCUCUUAGCCCUCCAACAUGGACAGAAAGGUAGUGGUGUUGUAAUGUUCCAACCAAUGCACACACACAAAGAGACUUUGUUUUGGUGCAAUAAUUUAUCAGAAGUGUGCUUCCUAAUGAAGUGUGCGUCACAGAUGUGUGUGCGCUGUGAAAGGAUAGAGGCAGAAGUCGUCUAGCGUUGUUUUGGCUGCCUCUGCUCCUGUGGACAAAAUAGGAGACGGGACACUAAAAUGUCUGUGUUAGAGGUCCCUUGGAAAUGCUGUUUUCCUCACAUUUCAAUCGUAACCAAACGGAGCCUUUACAUAACUGUUGUAACAGUUGUAGUUGUAUUCCUUUUUUUGUGUUGUACUGACAUUUGCUGUCUAUUUUACGAGAAAUGACAAAGUAGCACAAAUAUUGAUACUAUUUCAUACAGUAGAAGAGAAGCAACCCUACCUUGACAUACUACAUGGUUUACCCAUGGUGGAUGUUUUUAUAUGGACCUUCACAAUGUCUAACUUCAGCCUUAGCUGUUUUUUGUACUGUAAGCUGCUGAUGUUUUUGGGUAGGGCUUUAGAAGGGACACCUGCUGUCUCAUUCAGUCUUGCGUGCGUUACUUGCGACCCAUUGUGAUCUCUAAAGUUGCCUUAACUGCCUCACAUGGCUUUUGUGCAUCAAGACCUUACUCAGCUCUCUGCUCUGUGAAACAGGUGCUCCCCCUGCUGUAAAAAUGGGAUCAUGACAAGCGGCCCUUAGCUGUAGAGUUUCACCACAGUGAUUCACCAUAGUAAUUAUUGCAGUGAACUGUGUACUGCGUAAUGGUGAAUACUAACCUUGCAAGACUGCUUUUAACAUUAGUUAGCCAGUACUCAGUAGCAAUGGGUGGUGUUUUCAAGGCAUCGCACUAAGAUGGGCCCACUAACCAAGCAGUUAUAAGCAGAGUUGUAUAAAGUAGAGGAAGAAGUACUCUUACAGGUGUAAUCACAACACUUGUAGUAUGAUGAUAUUACAAAGUUGAAACCAUGUAAUAUCAUAGCAAUAGUAUUGUAAUUACAUCUCUAAGAGUACUUCUACCUCUACUUUAUACAACUCUGGGUAUGAGGUAAUUACAGGGUAUAAUUUAGCCCACAUAAAAGUGGUUGGCGGCAUCCUGUUUUUCAUGAGGGGCUACAAAUGGUGUUUGUUUUUGCUAGUGUGUAUGUUCAGACACAAAUUCUUGUAUUUUUUUACGAGACAUUUUAGGAUGACUAACCUGCUGUAUGCAGGACACAAGAAGUGUGUUUUUAAGGUCCUUAUGUGGUUCUUUACUUCUCUAAUUCAUUUCCAUGAUUAUUUCACUGGUUCACACGGCCCCCUGUGACGUAGGAUCCCCUCGUGUGCAUUAUUAAUAGUCUUCCUGAAGGACCCCCAGUGUGUGAUGGCACGUGGACGGUUUGCUCGGUGGUAAUAAGGGCCACAUGUGAACAUGAAGUGGAGUCACUAAAGGCCAGCCAGCAUUACAGCCUGUUUGUUGCUCUCAGUAGCCCUGCACUUUGUUUUGGUGUUGUAACCCAAUACACAAACAUGGUGGACACGGUGUCAAGUACUGACUCUUGUGCGUGUAACGUUUGUCUCAGGCUUGCCUCUGUGAAUCAGUCGCAAUGAUCCGAUCCUGGCUUUGUCUUCCAUGGUUUCCACUUAUAAGAUAUGUCACUGCUAGAGGAAAUGACUCCUGGAGCGGUUUUCGCAGAGAGUCUUGAGGCGUUAUGCGACGUCCCAGGAAGGGCAUGGACCAGUAGCUUGGUUCGUGGAGUGAAUCAAGAUGAGGGCAAUUUGAUCCUGUGCAUUCUGUCAUUUGGUGUAUUGUUCCAAAGGGGACUUGGUGUUGCUGACCAAAUUAAAAUGCAUUACCACGACUUAUUGAACUUCUUGGUAUGAUUACCAUUAUCGAGCCUUAUCUUCCAUUGAUUAUGUUUAUUGGCAUUAUAUCAUACUUAGUUCUGUCUCUCUAUGAUCUUAUUCACUGUAAAAAAUAAAUAAAGGGUAGGUUCCUGAAAAGGUAAAUGUAUAUAUUGUUUAAAGGCUGGAAAAUAUAUGAUGUGUUCUUCAA